Penicillium maclennaniae is the source of this 933-nucleotide messenger RNA. RefSeq lists its product as uncharacterized. Gene Ontology annotation, cellular component: endoplasmic reticulum; SNARE complex. The record is from RefSeq and is a predicted model, not a curated record. The coding region runs from base 1 to 933 and encodes 310 amino acids. Gene Ontology annotation, biological process: retrograde vesicle-mediated transport, Golgi to endoplasmic reticulum. NCBI's taxonomy places the organism in Eukaryota, Fungi, Ascomycota, Eurotiomycetes, Eurotiales, Aspergillaceae. The transcript is spliced from 2 exons. Gene Ontology annotation, molecular function: SNAP receptor activity.
AUGACUGUCAUUGCUUUUCCCUCGGGGAAAGAAUCUCCCGAUAUGAUGCUGCUCAAUGUUGCUCGUCUGUUUACUCGCCUCGAACAUAACCUCCUGUCUCCCGGGUCAGAACUCCGCACCCUACGCGGGUCCGAGUUUCAGCGCAUGCGAGUCACAAAGAAUGUCGAAUACGCGCGCACCCUUCUUUCCCAGCUUGAACGCUCUCUGCCGCAAUUGAAACAACCGGAUCGACGACACGAGGCGCAAGUCGAGAUUGCGCGAGAUAGAGAGCUCUUAAAGCGAAUUCAAGCUGUACUAGACCAAGAGGAUGCCCGUGCAGAUAACGACGCCGAAGUCGAAGAUGUCGAGGACGACGAGUGGAGGGACCUGUUCUCUCAGCCCGUCACGGAAGUGGUUCCAGUACAAGCACAAUCCCAGAUCCAACUGGAUCGGAAACCGGAUCAAGAGAUCAGGGAAUCCCAACUGACUACAUUGCCUACAACAACCACUUCACAGCCAGCCCCCACAGCACCAACAAUUCCCUCAACACUUCGCAAUCGCCACAACCAAGAAACGCCUCAGGAUACGGCCAAAGCAACAGGCCGCAACACCUCGCCGAACAAACUCAAGUCCAACGAGCAAGCACUCGCCUCAGACCGUAUGGAACAAGAAGACCUCACCAGCUCGCUGCUCUCACUAGCCAGCCAACUGAAAGCAUCAUCCCACUCGUUCCAAGCCACGCUAGAGAACGAGAAGUCUAUACUCGAUCGCGCCGUCACAGGUAUCGACAAGACGUCAACGACAAUGGAGGCAGCGGGACAGCGGAUGGGAAUGCUGCGCAAGAUGAGCGAGGGAAAGGGCUGGUGGGGACGGAUGAUGCUGUACGGGUGGAUUUUUGGACUGUGGCUGGUCGCUGUGUUGAUAGUGUUUAUCGGACCGAAGUUGCGGUUCUGA